AUCGCUGUUGUCAGCAUCAGCAUAAUCAUAACAACUGCAGCAAUGUCGCGUGUAUGGGUGUGUCGUUGCGGAAAAAAUUGAAUUUGUUUACUUGCAAAUUUACUAAAAUUUAAUUGGAUCUAUCUUUCGAAUAUCUGACAAUUGAAAUAUAACAGAGGCGAGGACAUCAUCCUUGCACUUUGAGGCUAUCAUCAUGAAUCAAUCAACACUGACGUUUUUUGUUGGAUUAUCUUUUAUUUUGAUUGGUUUGAGCAAGCAAGAUCAGAAUGCAUGUCAAAUUCCUCUUAUCAUACGAGGAGCAUGGUUCUCAUGGGAGAAUGGACAAAAUACACUCACAGAAAUUGAUGCAAAUUCUAUUUCCAAGAGAGGCAGAUGUGUUGAUAUGAAAGAAGAAUUUCAUGUCAAUUAUACUUUUGUCUUAAAACAAGAGGAAUGUUAUCACUGUGUUAAGUUACUUGUACGAACUAUAAAUGUUUUAGAAAAACUUGAAACUAGUUGCGUUAAUCUUGCACCACAUGAAGAGCCAACAGUGGCUAGUGUUUGCAAAGGUUUGAGAGCUGAUCAGCAGUUGAUUACCCUCUUCUCAGAAAAUUAUGUUCCAGUCAAUUGCAGAUCUUCCCUUGAAGGGGUUUGGCAAUUUGCUUACCAGAAUCGAUUCAGAUUUACUGGAGAAUGUAAUCAUCCUGAUGCGCAAAUUCGAUCUUGCCAAACUCCCGGAACACAAUUUUUCAUAACAAAUCAAAAAUUUAACAUAACUUACAAAAAAUGUUCUGGACUUAAGGAAACAUUUGAUGGAGUUGUUGAAUACAGCUGUUUAGGUGAUUGGUUUGUUGACAAAAAUCACUUCUUUGCUGUAGCCAAUACAAAAGAAUCUCGAAAGGAUGAAAAAUACAGAUGUUUCUUGAAAAAUCGCGAUGAUGAUUUAUACAUUGGUGUAUCCAAUACUGCUGAAUGUAAUACACUUAAAACAGUAGAAAAAAGCCCUGAACGUUUACGCAUAACACCUGUAAAAGCUGAAGUGGUAGAGCCAGGUUGUAGACUACCACAAAAUAUGUCUGGAAAUUGGAUAAAUACAGCCAAUAUUGAUGCUGAUGUUUUUAUUAAUGAGACACACAUAAUAGAAACUUGGUAUCCUGAUGUAGGCAGAUAUAGAAAGACUAUUUAUACCUGUCGGGAACAAAGAGAUUCCAGAUUUAUGAUGGCUAGAUUAACUGUGGAUGGAUGUCAAAAAGAUUAUGUUUGUUUUGACUUUGUACCUCAGCACCAUAAUAUUAUCAGAUACAGGAAAGGCUUAGCUGUGAUAAAAGACGAUUUUCAUACUGUUUGUUCAUGGGUCCAAUUUAAAAAUACUGUAGAAUGGAAAUAUGACUUAUUCUUAGCCAAAGAUCCUGUACCUGUUAGAUGUCCUGUUGCUGGAAAAUUUAUGUUCAAGCAAAAAGGGGAUGUACUUUUUGAAACAAGAAUUUUAGGUGGUGUUACAGAUACACCUCGACCAAACAUUUACUGUAAACAAAAUAUAUCAGAUUUUUCAGUGUGUGACACAGAUCAGAAAGAAAUUGCAAUUGAUGAAACUUACUGUUUAUCAGUUGAUCAUUUAGGAAGACCUGUUGAUAUUUACAGUUGGCCAGAUUACAAAAUGAAGUGCAUUGGAUAUUUUAAAGAAAAUCUCAAAUCUUAUUUAAUCACUUAUGAUGAACUUGAUCCAUACAGCAAAUAUCAUUGUUGGGUGUAUCAAAGAGCCGACUUAAAUAGAGUUCUUAUGUCUCAAGCAAUUGGAGCCUUCUGUGAUGUUAAACAAGAUGUAACAAGUUGGAACUAUACAGAAGGUGCUGCAGUGGCACUAGAUUUAGUGGAAUAUGAACGAGAACGUGAUCAGUGUCCAAUGCACUUUGAUGAUGGAAGUAAUCCAUGGGUUAAAAGUGAAAACUAUAUUCAAGUCUUCCACUUUGGCAAUCAUAAUUAAGCUGUUAAACUUCAAGUUUCAGCUUAUCUAAUCUGCUUUGUUAUUUCAUGUUUCAGUGAAAUUUAUAAGCGUUAAAAUAUUUUUGAUCCGUCCAUGCUUUUUGUAAACUUUUAAAAAUUUUCAUUAGAGAAGAUUGACAAAUGAUCUGAUUGUAACUAAACAGCUUUUAUACUUGUAAGAUACUACAGGAUAUAUAUCCAUUUAAUCCGUCCAAACAACUAUUAUGUAUAGUUGCAUGAACAAUUGUGAUAGUGUCAUCACAAAUGUCAUUUUUUAUGUAUUUUAGAUAAGAAAAAAAAAAUGCUCAUUUGUACAAAUAAAA
Molecule: messenger RNA, 2285 nt
Organism: Trichogramma pretiosum
Lineage: Eukaryota; Metazoa; Arthropoda; Insecta; Hymenoptera; Trichogrammatidae
Gene: udt
Exons: 9
Coding region: 194-1963 (589 amino acids)
Source: RefSeq, a predicted model, not a curated record